UCUUAAAAAAAAGCGUAAAGCGCUCGCAAGCAAUAGUUUCCAACAAGUUGUUGGCGAAUGAAGACGUAUUGCUUCGAGAGUCGGAAACGAGUUCUUGCAAUGCUUUGGCAAUAAAUAACUUUUCCAUUUCAUUUAAAAUGUCCGCAAACGUACUUUGGUUUCGCCACGGCUUAAGAUUGCACGACAAUCCUGCUUUAUUGGAGGCCUUAGCCGAUCGUGAAAAAGGCAUUGCUUUGGUACCCAUAUUCAUAUUUGAUGGCGAAAGUGCCGGUACGAAAUGUACGGGCUACAAUCGUUUACGAUUUUUAUUGGAUUCGCUGCGGGAUCUAGACGAUCAAUUUCGAUCCCAGAGGGGGCGUUUAUACACCUUCCAAGGCAACCCCACCACAAUAUUUAAAGAAUUGCAUGAGUGUUUUGGCAUAAAUAAGUUGUGCGUCGAGCAAGAUUGCGAACCAAUAUGGAAUCGACGUGACAAUGAUGUGAAGGAGUUGUGCAACGAAUUGGGAAUAAAAUGGGUGGAGAAAAUUUCCCAUACUCUAUGGAAUCCCCGACAAGUCAUCCAAACGAAUGGCGGCAUUCCACCUUUAACCUAUCAAAUGUUUUUACAUACGGUUCAGGUGAUAGGUCUGCCACCACGACCAGCUGAAAAUCCUAAUUGGACAGGAGUUAAUAUAUUAAAUAUAAACGAAACAAUUCUAGAGAAAUUACCUGGAUUUACAGAAAUCCCGCAACCGGAACAAUUUAAUGUCUUCGCCGAGGACUUGAAUCGUUUAGCAUUGGUAAAAUGGAAGGGCGGCGAAACUGAAGCCUUGAUUUUAUUAGAAGAACGCCUUAAAGUUGAAGGCGAAGCAUUUAAACGCGGCUAUUAUCUGCCAAAUCAAGCGAAUCCUAAUAUCUUGGAAACACCGAAAUCGAUGAGCCCUCAUUUACGUUUUGGCUGCUUAUCGGUACGUAAAUUCUACUGGGCGGUACACGAUCUGUUUGAAGAUGUUCAACAACAUGUCAAAAUGUUUGGCUAUCAAAUAAUGAGUGGAGCGCAUAUCACGGGACAAUUAAUCUGGCGCGAAUACUUUUACACCAUGUCGGUUAAUAAUCCAUACUACGAUCGCAUGGAAGAAAAUGAGAUUUGCUUAAAUAUACCUUGGGCCCCAGUCAACGAUGAACAGCUAGAAAGUUGGAAAUUGGGAAAAACUGGUUUUCCUUUAGUCGAUGCUGCGAUGCGUCAGCUAUUAGCGGAAGGUUGGAUACAUCAUACCUUACGCAAUACGGUAGCGACAUUUUUGACACGCGGUGGUCUUUGGUUUAAUUGGGAACAUGGUUUACAACAUUUUCUUAAAUAUCUUCUCGAUGCUGAUUGGUCAGUAUGCGCUGGCAAUUGGAUGUGGGUAAGUUCUUCGGCUUUUGAACGCUUAUUGGAUUCAUCGUUAGUUACUUGCCCAUUGGCUAUGGCUAAACGUUUAGAUCCUUUCGGUCAAUAUAUUAAACAAUAUGUACCGGAAUUAGCCCACGUACCCAAAGAGUAUAUACACGAACCCUGGCGUAUGCCUUUAUCGGAACAAAAAAGAUCGGAAUGCAUUAUCGGUGAACAUUAUCCGGAACGUAUUAUAGAUUUUGUUAAAGCUGCCGAAUCAAAUAUGACAGCAAUGCGUAAUUUACGCCAAGAUCUUAUAGAAGGCGGUGCCCCACCACCACCACACUGUCGACCGUCCGACGAAGCGGAAGUUCGACAAUUUUUUUGGUUGGUUUAAAGCCGUCUAACAACACGAAGUAAAAAUGAGAAAAAGGAAAAUUUAUAAUACCUCCACACAAAUUA
Molecule: messenger RNA, 1813 nt
Organism: Glossina fuscipes
Lineage: Eukaryota; Metazoa; Arthropoda; Insecta; Diptera; Glossinidae
Gene: cry
Product: cryptochrome-1
Exons: 5
Coding region: 138-1748 (536 amino acids)
Biological process (GO): entrainment of circadian clock by photoperiod; circadian regulation of gene expression
Cellular component (GO): nucleus; cytoplasm
Molecular function (GO): FAD binding; DNA binding
Source: RefSeq, a predicted model, not a curated record